Messenger RNA from Oncorhynchus nerka (sockeye salmon), 934 nucleotides. RefSeq names its product NEDD4 family-interacting protein 1-like. The record is from RefSeq and is a predicted model, not a curated record. Gene Ontology annotation, biological process: ubiquitin-dependent protein catabolic process; positive regulation of protein ubiquitination; metal ion transport. The coding region runs from base 109 to 741 and encodes 210 amino acids. Gene Ontology annotation, molecular function: WW domain binding. The transcript has 7 exons. Gene Ontology annotation, cellular component: perinuclear region of cytoplasm; Golgi apparatus; endoplasmic reticulum. Lineage: Eukaryota; Metazoa; Chordata; Actinopteri; Salmoniformes; Salmonidae.
CUUGAGCAGACAGCGUCCCAAUAGUUUAUGUUUCCGUUAUACCUUUUGUAUUGAAUACAUUGACAAUCGCUUGUUUAAAUUCAAAUAUUUGAGUCUGUUCAUAUUAGGAUGUCUGAGCCGUGUGCUAGAUAUCAGCAGCUGCCCAAUGAAGAGGAGUCAGAGGAGGCUCUCCAGGUGGCAGCUGAUGCCCCACCCCCUUACAGCAGCAUUGCAGAAGAAAAUGCAGCUUAUUUUGACUACAAAGAAAAUGGGGGUUUCCCCAAUCCACCAUCAUACAACGUGGCCACAACGCUCCCUUCCUAUGACGAGGCGGAGACAACCAAGGCUGAAGCCCUUGUUCCCUUGGUAGCUGGAAGGGAUGAAGACUUUGUAGCCAGGGACGACUUUGAGGAUGCAGACCAGCUGCGGAUAGGGAACGAUGGCAUUUUCAUGUUGACCUUUUUUAUGGCCUUCCUUUUCAACUGGAUCGGCUUCUUCCUGUCCUUCUGUCUGACCACGUCGGCAGCAGGCCGCUACGGGGCCAUCUCUGGCUUCGGCCUGUCACUCAUCAAGUGGAUCCUCAUUGUCCGGUUCUCCACCUAUUUCCCUGGGUACUUUGAUGGGCAGUACUGGCUGUGGUGGGUGUUCCUGGUAUUGGGAUUCUUGCUCUUCCUCAGAGGAUCCAUCAACUACGCCAAGAUCCGUAAAAUGGCAGACUCCUUUUCUAGUCUCCCGCGAACCAGAGUCCUUUUCAUCUACUAAAAGGAGAAAUCUGAACUCUUCUUUAGAAAAGUUCGCUAUCUGGCCUCAACUCCAUCACGAAAAACAGAGAGGAAACACCUCUUGUUUUGCUGCCGAUAAAUUGGACAAAAUCAUUUCUAUGUCUCUUGAUGUAAACUAGUGGAUGCUGACAAUUCUGUAACUAUUCAAUCAUUAGUGGUUUAUUUCAAGUGCU